GCUACCCUCUUCACGGAAGCCACGACGCUCACCAUGAAUACCUUUAGUAAUAACUCUGCUUUGUGCGAUACAUUACGCCCACCUUCUCCUCUGCCAUCUCUCGGUGGAGAUUCCACAUAUUGUCCCAUACCUGCAGGGCAAUUUGCACUCUCUGCACCCAUACCAUUUAAUACCCAGAAUUCUUUGACAACUAUGGACACAGAACUCCGAGCUGUCGACCCAUCUGGAAACGAAAUAUUAUGCCUUAGCGUUACAACCACACCACUUCAUCCUGGACCACUUGAUUUGCCGUAUGGCAAUGCCCACAUCAUAUUCUGGGCAACAAUUGCUCUUGCAGCAACUUAUUGGCUCAUUGUUGGGUUUGCUCGGAUCGUAUCUGCUUGGAGUCGGGGCUUUAGUAGACCUGGUCCGGGCAUCUGGCACCAGUUUGAGAGUACUGGGUUCAUUCUUGCUAGUGCCAUCAGCGGUGAGCGUUUUUCAACAUCACCUGCAUUGAUGAGAUUUUGCUCCCCAUCAUUACGUGACAUCAUCUUUCACACACAGUGGUGUGCAGCCCUAGCUAUGGUUGCUGUCCAGUGGCCGCCCUUUAUUUAUCCCCUACUUUCGCAAACUGCCUGGGCAUCGCUGACGUAUAACAUCACAUUGAACGCACAUUCCAUGCACUGGAAUCCGCUGAAUGUCCAACCAUAUAAUCCACCAUCAGACUUCGCCGAUCAGUUGGCCGAUCCAACUUCUGUUAUCUACAUUGACCAGUCAAUUCCGAACACAAUUUUCCUACUUCCACCGAACACUACAACUGGGAUGCAAUCCUUUGCUUGGAGUGUUGGAGUACAACCCCAAGAUCUCUUUGCGAUCUGCUUAACCCUGUUCUUGGCCAUUAUAGCUGGGACAAUCUUUCUCAGUCUGUUCCUAUGGACGGUAGAUUGGAUAUUCUCACAACGGCCGUCAGGCAGUUUAUCAAGUUCUGCUGUGCUUACAAACACAGCGAGCAAGGGUCAUAUGCCGCGGCUUUCAGCGGGCAGUAAGGACAUGCUCGACACAAGUGGAGAUGAGAGCAGAUCAUCAACUGGAUUUGGCCACAACUAUACUUUACUCAGGAGACGCUUAUUUCGACCAGAAGUCAGCUCUUUUCACUCUAGUGUGCUCAUAGGAAACCUUGUGCGCGUUCUCGUCCUUUUUCAUUUACCCGUCACCAUAUUCUCGUGCUACGAAUUUUCAACAGGAAGCUCAGUGUCGUCAGUAGCCCUUGGUGCUCUCUCAUUCACACUCUUCUCUGUAAUCGCUCCUUCUCUUCUGCUCCUGCGGCUAAGCCGGACCUCAACAACCAAAUUAUACAAUGAAACACAUACUCUCCUUGCGUUAGGUCCACUCUACAAUCACUACCGCCAGAAUUCGCAGCUUUUCUCAGGCUUGCUUUUCCUU
Messenger RNA from Suillus discolor, 1422 nucleotides. RefSeq lists its product as uncharacterized. The transcript has 4 exons. The annotation marks the transcript as partial. The record is from RefSeq and is a predicted model, not a curated record. Gene Ontology annotation, biological process: transmembrane transport. NCBI's taxonomy places the organism in Eukaryota, Fungi, Basidiomycota, Agaricomycetes, Boletales, Suillaceae.